AUGUACAGCGAAGCUGAUACAACCCUUCAAGGAUCCUUGCAAGAUGCGACACAGGGUGAUGUUAGUGCACUCAGUGGGCUUUUCUGGUCCGGUUCUGCUCUAGAUCGGUCGCCUGCCCAGUGCUGGGACCCUCCACCUCAUCGUCAAAUGGCAUCGGACCUUGAUAUCCAUUCACCACGCUCAUUUCACUACAUGGAUGGAACUCAGAGCAUCUUCAGCGUAGGAGAUUCUGGCUCACACUACCGUCUAGAUACAGACAUCGUCUCGCACCAAGAUAUACACAAUACCUUUUCUCAUGCACCAGGUAUCAGUGACCAUCAAGACACAACAAAUGCUGUGUUUAGUGAACACUCAGAAGCACCUCCUUCUCGAAUGCCUUCAGAGGAAAGUACGCAUCCUGGAGCGAACGAUAUACCUGUCCGCUAUGAUACCGUGGAUCCCCACAUCCUCCCUACGAUGCCGGCAUCCUCAACUCAAAGUGGACAAGCGGGCUUUCCUAUCCCACACCAGCCUGCACAGCUGGCUAUCACGGCGAACCUUGACCAUGGAGGUCUUGAAGAUGUCAAUGUUAAUCAAGGCCCGCAUGUGACCAUCAACGACCUGAUGGCCCAUCCUGAGACACAGCGAAAGGUUCUCUUAACUCACAACCAGCAGUCUGAAUCAUAUCUGGAGCGGACGUUCGGUAAAGAAAAUGUUAAAUUGCUCCCGUUCCAAAAUCCUUCGGAUCCUAUGAUUAAGAUUUCGCCGCACGUUUCGGACUCUCCCGUGCAAAUUGUCGAGCAAAAAUUAUUCAUCCCCUACGACAGGACGAGGAGAGCACUUCGAGAGCGUUCUCGUAACCUUCUCCCAUCCCCAACCUUCUUGAAAAGCGAUGAUGGGAGUAUCGGUGUGCGUCUGGGCCGUGCUACGCAGGGGCAGGGCUUGGAUCCCGAUUCAAAUUAUUUAUCGCCGGUAGGGGAUCGUCAAACUUUACAGUUGAAGAUUUGGAUUAGUGAUACUGCAAAGCCCGAUUUCGACAAGCAACUCUCAGUGACACGCUUCACAGACUUGAAGACGCUGAUGAAAUCAAUCGCCAAGCGUGUUCACCAAAUUCUAUCGACCGGGCCUUGUCAAGUUGAUAGCCCGGACGAUUAUGUUCUCAUCGGGUACACCUUUGUAUCCAAGGGCGCUGUCAUGCCUAUCCUCCGGCGUCCUCAGACUAUCAUCGUUUGA
Molecule: messenger RNA, 1212 nt
Organism: Heterobasidion irregulare TC 32-1
Lineage: Eukaryota; Fungi; Basidiomycota; Agaricomycetes; Russulales; Bondarzewiaceae
Exons: 8
Coding region: 1-1212 (403 amino acids)
Source: RefSeq, a predicted model, not a curated record